Molecule: messenger RNA, 542 nt
Organism: Dichomitus squalens LYAD-421 SS1
Lineage: Eukaryota; Fungi; Basidiomycota; Agaricomycetes; Polyporales; Polyporaceae
Exons: 1
Coding region: 285-518 (77 amino acids)
Source: RefSeq, a predicted model, not a curated record
AGAGGAUGAGCAGGUGCGGUUCAUGGGAAGGUGCGCGGGCUGAAUCUGCUUGGGAUGAGGUAGAGGUAUGAUGGGCGGAACGAGGGUGGACUUUGGUGAGUACCAGCGUUGACAUCGAUUGCGUCCUACCUUCUGGAUUAUUUGUGUCCUACAGGCAGUUCCUCCAACGGCUGUCCCAUGUUCUCGUGCCUCGGCUGCCUGAUCUUGCGACUCAGGAGCUCAUGCUCAAGCUGUAGUUCACGUACGUGUACCUGGAGCUCCCUAUUGUCCACAAGCGCGCCUUCAUGGACAACUUCCGCAGCGGGAACAUGUCCGCGGAUUCACCCUACUCAGGGGCCAAGUCCAUCUACGCGGACGCUGCGUCCCCAUACAGGCUGUUGAGGCGGCACCUACCGACCCUUCCUCCUGCUCGCGGUGUUCUCCCUCACAGCGCGCUACUCCUCACAGACCGCGGCACCCACCAGACAACGGCUCGAUAUGGAUCGCCAGCGACGAGUACAUGGAGGAUGCCAAGAUGAUUCUCGACCGCACCUAUGCCACCC